Molecule: messenger RNA, 1001 nt
Organism: Cucumis melo (muskmelon)
Lineage: Eukaryota; Viridiplantae; Streptophyta; Magnoliopsida; Cucurbitales; Cucurbitaceae
Product: psbP domain-containing protein 3, chloroplastic
Exons: 10
Coding region: 73-822 (249 amino acids)
Biological process (GO): photosynthesis
Cellular component (GO): extrinsic component of membrane; photosystem II; photosystem II oxygen evolving complex
Molecular function (GO): calcium ion binding
Source: RefSeq, a predicted model, not a curated record
AAAUGGGAAGAGGACAAAUGUAGAACAUUGUACAAAGAAAAUCCAUCUCUAAUCCUUGAGUGGACUACAAGCAUGGCGAUGCCCUCCCUUCUUUCACCCAGCGCUCUAAUCCAACGCCCUCACUCAUUCCGCUUCUCACAAUCAUCACUCUCCAAUGGAUUCUCCAUUUUUCCUAUCCGCUCAACGCUCCGAGUUUUCUGCUCUGCCAAUAAAAAACCCAGUUAUUUGGCGAGCAGAGUCAACAGACGAGAAAUUAUGCUAGGGAUUGGAUUCACCGCAUUUUCAUUGCAAGAAGUUGUUUCUAAUGCUCUAGCUGAGAGUGUUGUGGUUGCUGAGGAUUAUCGGACGUACACAGACGAAGCGAAUAAGUUCAGCUUGGUGAUUCCUCAAGAUUGGCAAGUGGGUAAUGGUGAACCGAAUGGAUUCAAGUCGGUUACGGCAUUUUUUCCUCAAGAAACUUCAACUUCCAAUGUCAGUGUUGUAAUCUCGGGGCUUGGUCCUGAUUUCACGAGGAUGGAAUCCUUUGGCAAGGUUGAGGAAUUUGCUGAUACAUUGGUGAGUGGACUGGACAGAAGCUGGAAAAGGCCACCAGGUGUGGCGGCAAAACUUAUCAACUGUAGAUCAUCGAAAGGGAUAUAUUACAUAGAGUAUACACUGCAGAAUCCAGGUGAAAGCCGCAGACAUUUAUACUCGGCAAUUGGGAUGACAUCCAAUGGCUGGUACAAUAGACUUUACACCAUAACAGGACAGUAUGCAGAUGAAGAAUCGGCGAACUAUAGCUCCAAAAUUGAGAAGGUUGUCAAUUCCUUCAGUUUCAUUUGAUGAUUGCCACAGAAUUGGCUUCCACUACACCAUUCAUUAUGGGUUAAAUAUUUUCCACUUCUCUCUCUCUCUCUCUAAUUAUUAUUAUUUCAUUACCAUUUCUAUUUAUUAUUAUUAAUAGUGUUGUUUCUAAUCUAAACCCAAUAUUAAUUUUUUAUUGAUGCAUCGAUAUUUUUACA